CCGCUCCUGCAUGAGUAGAGUUUGCGCUCUAUCUGUGCAAUCUCGCGCCACGUCUCGACACUUCAGCGGUUGAUAUAUAUGCAAGCCUCACUCGGGGACUCAGCGUUACUACACGCGCAACGAACGAACCAUACUCAAGUCCAAAUGGCUUGCUACGGAGCGUACCACCACAAGCCCGUCUGCCAGUGGGUAAUGUGCUAUGGCAGUCACAUACCGGCUAACGCGGUGCCUGGCGGCGAAGACGGCGGAGAGACCGUCUUCGUAGGACGCGCGGUGCACGACGAUGACGUCAUCCCGGGCAAGGUCCUACCUUCGCACAGCUGCUGCUACGUCUCCUACGCCGGCGCCGAGCACACUCACAGGGAGUAUCAGGUACUCAUCACCGACGGCGCUCCGAUGGCGUGGGUACCAGCUUCCGAUGGCUCCGUGCCAAGCGGAGCCAUCCAGGGCGGCGCCUGCGGCACCGGCGAACCGCUGUACAUCGGCCGCACCUUCCACAACGGCACACUGACCAUUGGCAAGGUGCAUCCAUCGCACAACUGCCUGUACAUCCCAUAUGGUGGUGACGAGCACCGCUACACUGACUACGAAGUGCUGGUUUGCAAGACGAUCAACUUCUCACCCACGUACCGGCCCGUGUGCGAGUGGGUCAUGUGCUUCGAGAACCGCAUCCCGUACAACGCGGUGCCCGGCGGUGAAGACAGCGGAGAGACCAUCUACAUUGGCCGUGCCGUGCACAACGGCGAGGUGAUACCGGGCAAGGUGGUGCCGUCUCACAGCUGCUGCUACGUGGCCUACGAAGGCGCCGAGCACAGCCACAGGGACUACCAGGCUCUCAUCUCGGAAGGAACCCCGUUCGCCUGGGCGCCGGCUUCCGACGGCGCGAUUCCCACUGGGGCCGUCCAGGGCGGCGUAUGCGCUUCGGGCGAGCCGCUCUACAUCGGCCGCACCUACCACGAGGGCACGCUCACCAUCGGCAAGGUGCAGCCUUCGCGCGGCUGCCUCUUCAUACCGUACGGCGGCGAGGAGCACUGCUACAGCGACUACGAGGUGCUGGUGGUACAGACGGUCAACUUCUGAGACGCCUCACCGAGUGGCAAAUGAAAGAAAGACGUCUCAACUGAACGCUCACAUUCGUUUAACCACGAAAGAACCGUCUUCUGAUCUCGUUUUACGUUCUUGUGGCAAUAAAGAACGGCCACAGAUGG
Messenger RNA from Dermacentor silvarum, 1208 nucleotides. RefSeq lists its product as uncharacterized. The transcript has 5 exons. The record is from RefSeq and is a predicted model, not a curated record. Lineage: Eukaryota; Metazoa; Arthropoda; Arachnida; Ixodida; Ixodidae. Bases 79 to 1080 code for a protein of 333 amino acids.